UUAGUAAAGAUCUCGCAUUUAUUGAACGGAAUGGCAUUGGCUCCUCUCGUGCCCAGCUCUCCUGGAGAGAACGAGUACCCGUCCGGUUUCCCUCAGAGCAUCUGUGAUGAAGUUCCGGCUCCGAAGUACCUGUGCAGCCACUGCGACUGCGUGCUCAACGGCGCGCACCAGAGCGCGUGCGGCCACCGCUACUGCCUCGAGUGCAUCCACUGGCUCAUCAGAAACAACAAAAAUCUCGUGUGCACAAAGUGUAAAGAAGUCCCAAACCAGCAAAGCGAGGACGGCUUACUAACCUUUGACCAGUUCUUCAACGACGCAGCAAUCAAUAAAGAGAUUCUAGGACUGAGAGUGCACUGCGCUAACCACGGCUGUAUGUGGAAGAGCACCCUGAAGGACUUUGAGGAGCAUCAGAGUCAGUGUGAGUACGCCUUAAUCCCCUGCAAUGUUGGCUGUGGCUUGAUGGUUUUGAGGAAGACGUUGGCCACUCACCUGGAGAAAGGCUGUCCCAAUAAUAAGAGCACGUGUCCUACAUGUUCCUGCCCUCUGAGCCCUUCAGAGCUCCAGAAGCACGUGUGUCCCAGUGACAAGAAGGCUGCGAAAGUAGAGAAACGGCAGAAGGAUAAUAAGCAAGCAAAUUCCAAAAGGAAAGAGACGUGUCUCUUCUCUGAAGUUGGAUGCGCAUUUAAGGGAAAUGUGGAGAAAGUGCGAGAACAUGAAAGCUGCAGUUCCGCGGCCCACCUCCAGCUCCUCCUGGAGGUCCUCAGGGGCGUUCGGGUCUCUGUUCCUUCCCCACCUGAGAGGAGUGUACACUUUCCAGGCCUGGACCUGCUCCUCCAUGGCCAGAGCUCACCUUCCGUCUGUGCACAGUCGGCUAGUGAGUUAGAGACCGACGGAGAGGAUGGAGGAGUGAACGACAUGGCACUGAGCCUUCACGAUGACCAAGCUGAGCUGGAAGUGGGCCAGCAGCUUCACGCACUUCAGCAGAGGCUGCAGAUCAUGGAAAACAUCAUCUCGGCACUCAACCGUGAGGUGGAGAAAACCCAGCUCACCGUGGCAGCCCUGGACAGAGACUCCCACAAAAGCAUGCAGCUGUUGGAGCACUUGGAGAGCGUGGUUGCAGACCAGCAGCAGAGAAUGAUCAGGAAAGAUGUACACAUCGUCUCCCUGCAGCAGAGCAUCAACGCACAGCAGGACGUGUCCUACGACGGCACGUUUCUCUGGAAGAUCUGUGAUGUCAGUCAGAAGCUAAGAGAAGCAGCUACAGGGCAAAGGAGCAGCCAGUACUCACCAGCCUUCUAUACAUCCAGGUAUGGAUUUAAAGUGUGUAUGCGGCUGUACAUGCACGGAGACGGAGCCGGGAAAGGGACGCACGUCUCUCUUUUCUUCGUGAUUAUGAAAGGAGAGUAUGACCCACUUCUCUCAUGGCCUUUCAAACACAAGGUGACGUUCUUCCUCAUUGACCAGCACCAAAGAGAGCAUGUAAUCGACACGUUCCGUCCAGAUCUCUCGUCUGUGUCGUUCCAGCGGCCCGUGUCUGACAUGAACGUGGCCAGCGGCUGCCCUCUCUUCUGCCCUCUGGCCAAGCUGCGCUCCCCGAAGCAUGCAUACUGCAAAGACGACACGCUUUUUAUCAAGUGUGUGGUGGACUCUUCAUCCUGAAUUAUGAUGUAGCUGAAGAAGAAGGGACUGAGGUCAGGUUAAGUGGGCUGCUACUGCUGAAAAUCUUGCUUUGGGUGACAAAAUGUGCUCUGAAUCAUUCUUUUGCUGCUUCACCUAAAACAUAGUAUUUAAAUGCUGCAUAAUGUCGAUAUAUUAUAGUUUUGAGGACUGAAUUAGGGUACAGUAAUAGAUUGAUUAUUAUUAUUAUUAUUAUUAUUAUUAUUAUUAUUAUUAUUGUUGUUGUUGGGUUUCAGUAAAACUGCUAUUUAAUAUCUACAGAAAAAUUAUUUAACCUGAAAAAUAUUACAUUUAAUAUUUUGGUACAAAAAUGGAUAUAUAUAUAUUUUUUUUUUAUCAAUAAAGUCACAUGUUUAAAAAAGUACGAGGAGCUUCCUUUUCUCAGGAAAAUGUUUAAUGACAAAACUUACAAUCACAAUAUCUAUAUUAUGUUGUGAUAUCACCCAGUUCUACAUAAAAGGUUCUUAAAAAUACAUAUUUAAUGGCACUAUA
This is a messenger RNA of Ictalurus furcatus (blue catfish), 2169 nucleotides long. It is a transcript of the gene traf1, whose product is annotated as TNF receptor-associated factor 1. The record is from RefSeq and is a predicted model, not a curated record. Lineage: Eukaryota; Metazoa; Chordata; Actinopteri; Siluriformes; Ictaluridae. Gene Ontology annotation, biological process: regulation of apoptotic process; tumor necrosis factor-mediated signaling pathway; regulation of canonical NF-kappaB signal transduction. Gene Ontology annotation, cellular component: plasma membrane signaling receptor complex; cytoplasmic side of plasma membrane. The coding region runs from base 31 to 1659 and encodes 542 amino acids. The transcript has 10 exons. Gene Ontology annotation, molecular function: zinc ion binding; ubiquitin protein ligase binding; tumor necrosis factor receptor binding.